AGGAGGAAAAGCUGUGUGGCCCGAGGUCGCCGUGGCCCCAGGGGUGGUGGGCUCCGGGUGGGCUCUUCUCAUCCUGCCCCGUCUGCGAUGCAUCCGCGGCGCCCGGACGGAUUCGAUGGCUUGGGCUAUCGGAGUGGUGCCCGGGAUGAGCAGGGCUUUGGCGACGCUUUCCCUGCAAGGUCCUUCAGCUCCGCGUCGGACCUGAGCCACUGGGUGACAACCCCCCCAGACAUCCCGGGUAGCCGCAACCUGCACUGGGGCGAGAAGAGCCCGCCCUACGGUGUGCCCGCCCCCUCCACCCCGCUCGAGGGCCCAGCAGAGGAACCCUUUCCCCGCGGCGGCGGCGGCGGCGGCGGCGGCGGCGUGCCCGGGCAGAGCAGCGAACAGCUGAAUAGAUUUGCUGGAUUUGGUAUUGGACUUGCAAGUCUUUUUACAGAAAAUGUACUGGCCCAUCCCUGCAUUGUUCUACGCCGCCAAUGUCAGGUUAAUUACCAUGCUCGGCAUUAUCAUCUCACUCCAUUUACAGUCAUCAAUAUUAUGUACAGCUUCAACAAAACUCAGGGACCAAGGGCUCUUUGGAAAGGAAUGGGAAGUACAUUUAUUGUUCAGGGAGUCACACUUGGAGCAGAGGGAAUAAUCAGUGAAUUCACACCUUUACCGAGGGAGAUUUCACAUAAAUGGAAUCCUAAACAAAUAGGAGAACACCUUCUACUGAAAUCCCUAACUUAUAUAGUGGCAAUGCCUUUUUAUUCAGCAAGUCUAAUCGAAACAGUACAGGAUCUGUUUGGCUGCUGUAUUAAAAAUAAACUGGACUGGGAAGGGGGCCAGAGGCAGGGAACUGGAUUAAGUGAGAUAAUUCGAGACAAUACUGGCAUUUUGGAAUGUAUUAAAGAAGGAAUUGGAAGAGUGAUAGGCUUGGGAGUGCCCCACAGCAAACGACUACUUCCGCUUCUUUCCUUGAUCUUCCCUACGGUGCUGCAUGGGGUUCUUCAUUACAUCAUCAGCUCAGUCAUUCAGAAGAUUGUCCUGCUAAUUCUAAAGAGAAAGACUUACAAUAGCCACCUAGCUGAGAGCACUAGCCCCGUGCAGAGUAUGUUGGAUGCUUAUUUUCCAGAGCUUAUUGCUAACUUUGCUGCCAGUCUUUGCUCUGAUGUUAUACUUUACCCAUUGGAAACAGUUUUGCACCGCCUUCACAUUCAAGGAACACGCACAAUAAUUGACAAUACAGACCUUGGCUAUGAAGUGCUUCCAAUUAAUACACAGUAUGAGGGAAUGAGAGACUGUAUCAAUACCAUAAGGCAGGAAGAAGGAAUGCUUGGUUUUUAUAAAGGGUUUGGUGCUGUCGUAAUACAGUACACGCUGCACGCAGCUGUUUUACAGAUUACCAAGAUUAUUUACUCUACUCUUCUUCAAAAUAGUGUUUGAGAUUUAGAUUCCUGGUUAGUCUGAAAGACAUCAUCUGGAUACUUCGUUAUGAAAUUAUGAGGGAUAAGAGUGAAAUACCGUUGGUGGGAAAUGGAUUAGAAAGUGAAACUGGUAGAAAAAGUCCAUGCUGAUUAUAUUGACUCUUCACUUUUUAAAAAGGUUAUUGGUAUAUAUUUUGGAUUCAAAGUAUUCCAAAUUUGAAAACUGAAUAAAGACACUCAUAUGAAUUAAAUUCUAGCUAGUGUAGCACUAAUGCUGAACUAAAAAUGAUCUCGGGAAGAAGCAAAGUUUUGUCAGCAAACUGAAAACAAAAUUUCAUAUGACUUUAAUGUUUAUUACAUGUUUAGUUCACCUUCUAGAUUGAUAUUGGUAUGUCAUUCUUAAUACAGUGUAUAGUAGCAGGAGGUCAUAGUUUACCUUUAAGCAAAUAAGUUAUGUUAUCAGUAACCCGGACAAGAAAGAUUAGAUCUGGCAAUCUGUAAACAGGAGCUGAGGGUUUUAAAUUGCACUGUCCUUGUAUAACUUUAAUGGCUGUACAUUUAUUCUAUAAAGCCACUUAUAUGCAUACAUACAACUUGGAAUUGCCUUCAUCCCUACAAAUUUUCCACUCUUAGAACAGCUUACUGUAUAAAAUGCAGUUAUGUAUUUUCUGCUUGAAUAUCAGAACAAAAUAUUAAAAGCCAAGGUACCCCAAAGAUUUAAGGCAAACAGCUUACUUGUCCAUAUGCAAACCCACCGUUUCAGUGCCAGCAACUUAGAAUUUGUCAUAUGUUUAUAAAGUUUGAUUUGCCUAUCUAGCCUUUUGAAUCAUCAGACUGUUUUUAGAACCACUCUUAACAGAGAUAGAAUAAUAAAAUAAUCAUGACAACUAUUCCUGCUUCCACAUUUACAAAUUGUGUACUAAAGUGAAUAUCACUUGCCAUUCGUUUCUGAAUGACUUGACUUAGAGGAGACACGAUUAAAAUUCACCUGGGAAUUUGUGCCUCUUGCCUUCCAUAUAGUCAUCAUUAAAUGAUGGCUUCAAUUUUUAUUUUCUUUUAGUUUUUGUUCAUAGUUUCAUUCUGCAAACUAGAUAUACAUAAAGGGAAAUGCAGGUUUAUCCUUAUGACCUUUUAUUGAAACUUGUUUGGAUGAAUACUGAUGAAAAAUAGAAACCUUGAAGUUUGUCCUUGCUUUUUAUGGGUGAUGAAAAGAGGUAAAUUUCAACAAAUAAUAAGCAAAAAAGUUGGUCAUCAGUUUAAUAAAAAAAUUCUGUCUGUUCCUAAAUUGAAUUUGGUGGGUGAGGCUCUUCAUAUAGUAAAAUGAUAUGCAUUUGAUUAAUCCAUCAUUAAAUGUUUUAAAGUUUCAUUUCCUCAUGUGAAUGAUCAGUUUUACUAGGAACCGUUUAGCACACUGAAGUACAGUGACUUUGCACUGAUGUUGUCCAGCCUAGAAUGCAGGUUCUAUUUUACUGAGAUCUAUUUUACUUACUAAAUGUCAGUGAAAUGGUUACUUUUUGUGAUUAAUAAUGUUGGAACCAAAAAUUGACAUCCAAAAAGUGUGAAACAAUACAUUUGUGGCAACUCUCUCUAC
Molecule: messenger RNA, 2997 nt
Organism: Delphinapterus leucas (beluga whale)
Lineage: Eukaryota; Metazoa; Chordata; Mammalia; Artiodactyla; Monodontidae
Source: RefSeq, a predicted model, not a curated record